Molecule: messenger RNA, 3054 nt
Organism: Anopheles cruzii
Lineage: Eukaryota; Metazoa; Arthropoda; Insecta; Diptera; Culicidae
Gene: Asph
Product: aspartyl/asparaginyl beta-hydroxylase
Exons: 9
Coding region: 95-2542 (815 amino acids)
Biological process (GO): peptidyl-aspartic acid hydroxylation
Cellular component (GO): endoplasmic reticulum
Molecular function (GO): peptidyl-aspartic acid 3-dioxygenase activity; protein binding
Source: RefSeq, a predicted model, not a curated record
GGGGUUUGAAUCUACCACAGACGUGUACGGAGAAGCAAGAAGUGAUAAGAAGCUUGUGGCGGAAGUGGUUGGGCCGAGCAUAAGGUGAUCGAUAAUGUCCGGCGAUACGCAAACAAAGAAGCGGAAGGAUAAGAAACGGAAGAAAGAUGAUGAAGAUACGGUAAAGGAAACGACGGUCCAUGCCCCGAAACAGGCGUCCGCCGGGGCGGCACAGGCUGCCAAGGAGCCGGGUGAUGUGCAGAUGCACAUCCACAGCGACCACGGCACCGGUGGGCACUGGUGCGCCAAGGUUGUGUUUUUUAUACUGCUGGCCGGGCUUGGGGCCCUCAUCGGAUUGAUCCUCGUGGAAAAUCAGGGCCUCUCGAACGACGAUACGCCACUGUCCGAGUCGAGGUACUCCGAGUUCUUUAGCGGUUGGGUGGACGAGACGCGACAGGACGAUCACCAUCACGAGGAAAUCCUGGCCGCCAUCAACUCGUUAGACGAACACGACGACCACGACGACCACGGAGAUGAGGGAGACGCACAUCAAGUGGAAGAUCAUGACGAAGAAAACGACGAGGCGCACGAGGGGGGGCAGGACGAUCUUGAUGACGGUGCCCCGUACCCGGAAGAGGAAGACGGCGAUGAUGAUGCGGUGCAGGACGACGAUGACGAGGAGGAGGCUCAGAACUUGGACGACGACGAAGUAGAGGAGAUCUACGCUCAACAGGAAGCCGGCCAACAGGAAGCCAAUGUCAACCCGGAAGGUGAUGACGGUGAUGACGGCGACGAUGACGACGACGAUGAUGAUGACGACAAGACAAAGACUGUUGCUGAAACUGUGGAUAAUGAAGAAGAUGAUGAUGAUGAAGAAGAAGUAGUGCAAGAGGAUGACGAAGAUGAUAGCCAUGCGACAAACGACAAAAUGGGAAGCAAUGCCGAAUUAGACGACGAUGAUGAUGACGACGGGAUCGAUGAUACACCAUUCGAGGAAAUCGACGACGAUGACGACGACUUCGAUGGUGAUGAGGAAGAAAUUGAAGCAGUUCAACGUGGAUCUCAACAAACAAACAAGUUCGCAGAGGAUGAAGAUGAUACCGACGACUUUGAUGGGGAUGAGGGGAAGUCGGCUUUCGACGCCUUCGUAGACAACGAUGGCGGAGAGGAAGAAUAUCUGGCCAAGGUGCGCCGGGAGCAGGAGCAGCGGCUAGCGGCCGAAGAAGAACGCAAAUCGGCCGUAGAACCGGAAGAGGAAACUUCACAAAUCCCCACACGGGCUGAGGAAGCUGAUCGGUCCUAUCAGGAAGAGUUAAGACGCGCACAGCAACAACUCGACGAGGGUCAAGCACAAGAAGCGCUCAGUACGUUCGAAAGAGUGCUCUCGAGGAAGCCCCACUCGAUUCCGGCACUGGUCGGCCGUGCCCGGGCUCUGGAUGCGCUGGCAGAGCAGCGGCGUAGUAACGCAAUACUGAACGAUGCGAUCGUAGCCUAUCGGAAGGUGAUCGCACAGGAGCUGGCCGUGGACGAUGCUACGCUGGCGAGUGUGGCCGAACGGUGCAUCGAUCGGUUACGUUUUCAGGGUCAGCACGCGAAAGCGAUCGAUGUGCACCAAACGCUCAUCCGACGGUUCGAUGACGAACCUCGGUAUCGAAAUCAGCUGGCCGUGACGUAUCUGUAUCUGAACCGACUUCCCGAGGCGAAAGCGGUCCUUCAUGAAACGUUGCUCCGUUGGAUUGAAGAUGGCUUUGCGCUGGUCCAUUACGGGUUUGUGCUGAAAACGCACGAUCAGAACAUGGAGCUGGCCGCACAGUAUCUGCGCGAGGGUAUCGAUACCGGUCACGAAGGGACGCAGGAUGGGCGAUUCUACUUCCAGUUGGGCGAUGCCCUACAGCGUCUAGGGCGCACCCGGGAGGCACACGACAUCUACCGGCGCGGCGUAGAGCGGAAGCUGUUCCUCUCACUGUACCAACGCUCGCUGUACAACGUGGACGGUUUACGAUCGCGCCCGUUUUGGACCGAAGAGCAAACAACGUUCGCCACCGAACUGGAGCGUAUCCGUUCCCAGUGGGCCCUUAUCCGGGAUGAAGGCAUGAAACUUCUCACCGGUGCCGGGGUGUUUGUGAACGAGACGGAAAAUCUGCGUGAUCGAGGCGACUGGCGGCAGCUGGAACUGUUUGCUCGCGGCGCUCGGGUCGAGCGUAACUGCGCGUUGGCCCCGCUAACGUGCCGGUUGGUGGAGCAACACUUUCCAGCCGCGCGCACCUGCAAGCGGGGUCAGGUGAAGUUUAGCGUCAUGCACCCGGGCACACACGUGUGGCCACACUGCGGACCGACCAACUGCCGAAUACGGGCCCACUUGGGUUUGAAUGUUCCCGCCGGUACUUACAUACGGGUUGCCAAGCAAACUCGAUCCUGGGAAACUGGCAAGUGGUUGAUAUUCGACGACAGCUUCGAACACGAGGUGUGGCACAACGGGACGGCGACGCGCUUGGUGCUUAUCGUGGACUUUUGGCAUCCAGACUUGACCGAGAGCCAACGACGAUCAUUGUCGCCGAUCUAGGGCGAUCGCGAUCUGUGCGUGUGACGCAAUUGCAUUUUUCCCAAAUACUACUCCACUCCACUCUAACUAGUUUCUAGCGGUGUUUAUGUGUUUUACGCUUUAUUUUGUAUUCUUUCGAAACGCUGUUGUGUUUGUGUGCCUUGUUCGAACCGUGACUGAACAAACUGUUCAAAUAAUCGGUCCGAUAACCUUUUCUUAGAAUAGAGAGAGAGAUAGAGUGAAAAAUCUUAAAAAACCUCGAAUCACAUCGGUUUCUACCAAAGCAGGCAAAAUAAGGAACCCGGACCCGGAGCCACUCGAGGCUAAAGUGUUCAUUCGUUAGGGAAGCGGGUUGUGCGGUCGUGUCGGUAGUGGCAUUAUGUAUGAAAAGACGGAGAGAUCCAACUGAAAAUGACUUACAAAACGUGACUGACUUAACGGUGUAAUCGGGACGAUGCUCUGUGUAGGAAAAUGGAGCCUUCAGAUUAAAGUAUGAAGUAGGAGCCAGUGAAAACCUGUAACAGUUCUGUAAA